This is a messenger RNA of Musa acuminata AAA Group (dessert banana), 878 nucleotides long. RefSeq names its product cytochrome c-type biogenesis CcmH-like mitochondrial protein. The record is from RefSeq and is a predicted model, not a curated record. Lineage: Eukaryota; Viridiplantae; Streptophyta; Magnoliopsida; Zingiberales; Musaceae. The transcript is spliced from 4 exons. The coding region runs from base 283 to 735 and encodes 150 amino acids.
UUUAGAUUUGAUUUUGUGUAGUGAAGAAUACAUAUAUGUCGGGUUGUUUCAUCGCAGCCGCGGAUACGGCGAGCGUUGAGGCGGCGGCGCGGUCUCGUCGUCAUCUAAUCUGCAUCCUACGGUUGGGUCAAAAGGCUGGUUUUGGCGCUCGCUCUAUUUGUUAUGGUUCUGGGAUCGUGGAAUCUGUCAAUUGGAAUUAAUAAUUCCCUGCUAUUUCUUGGACACUUCUUGUGUAGCCAUUAACCUGAAGCGUUUCAAGUGCGUGUUACAUGAAUCAGAGUGAUGGCGAGUGAUGAGGAAUUGAAGAAGGCUCGAACUGUGGAGGCUCGUGCGAGGAAUAUCAGCCACAAUGUCAGAUGUACUGAAUGUGGCAGCCAAUCCAUUGAAGAUUCACAAGCAGAUGUUGCUAUUUUGCUCAGAAAGCUGAUUCGAGAUGAGGUCCGGGCUGGCAAAACUGACAAGGAGAUAUAUAAAAAGCUAGGAGAGGACUUUGGCGAGGCCGUACUCUAUGUCCCUCGUUUUGAUCUACAAACUGCUGCUUUAUGGUUGUCACCGUUCGUCAUCGCUGGGACUGCAGCCGGAGCAUGGGCGUAUCGGAGGUACAGACAGAAGACCAAUGUGCACAUAAUGGCACUGAACCUUGUUAGAGGUGUUCCCUUGACCCCCACGGAGAAGGAGACGAUGCUUGACCUCCUCAAACCACCUCCAUCUCCAAGAAGAAGAUGGUGGAAUUGAUGUAAGCUAGCAGAUCUGCACAUUUUUUAUCUACAAGUGUGUAUUUUGCUACCAGAGAAAUCCUGUCUGAAAUAAUCAUACGAUUAAUGCAAAAGUUUGGUCGUUAAAAUAGAAGAGCCACUCCAUGAGUUUGGGAAGAGCCA